Messenger RNA from Nerophis lumbriciformis (worm pipefish), 450 nucleotides. The record is from RefSeq and is a predicted model, not a curated record. Lineage: Eukaryota; Metazoa; Chordata; Actinopteri; Syngnathiformes; Syngnathidae.
AUGGAACAGAACAUUGUCACACACCAACCCUCUCUGUCAGGGUCCAUGUUCCAGGAGAAGGACGACAGUGGCUUCACCAUCGGACAUGACAUGAACUGGAGGUUGAAUAACAUACCUUACGCGAGCUCAGUUGCACUGACUCAACCCGGCACGGGAGUCACAAGGACCACGGUCACCACCAUCACGCAAACAGGAGGCGACUGGAGCAGCGGACUCUUUGACAUCUUUAAAGACAAGUUCACAUGCAUUGUUGGUGCUUUGGCGCCGUGCUGUUUGGACCUGAAUCUUGCUCACCAGUAUGGUGAGAGCCUUUGUUUUCCUUUCCUGCCGGGGUCCACCUUUGCGAUGCGGGUUGCACUCAGGGAGAGGUACAAGAUAAAAGGGAACAUGUGUGACGACUGGAGUGCCGUGUGUUGCUGUUACUCCCUAGCCGUGUGUCAGAUGGUAUGA